GAGGGACGCAGAGCUCUCCGCAGUGUAUUUCUGGAUCCUAAAGAGCCACCCAAAAACUGACCCAGAAUAUGGAAUCUGAAAAUAUGGAAUCCGAAUAUAUGGAAAUGGAAACCAUUUCCUCAGCUUCAGCUCUUCAGGCUCUCUCUAAGCUGCUUUAUCCGGAAGAGGAUGACUUUGAGUCCGGACAGUCAAAUAGUUCAUCUGAAAUGGGUCCUGGGGAUAUUGGACCCCCAAAAACAGAAGCGCUUAAAGUCAUCCCUCAAACAAGUGAUGAAAAUAGUGAGCACAUCUGGAAUCCGGAGGAGGUUCCAGAAGGGGCAGAGCACCAUGAUGUGUGGGAUAUUAGAGAAACACCAGAAUAUGAAAUUGUGUUCAAACAGCAGGUGGGAACUGAAGAUAUGUUCCUGGGAUUGACCAGAAAGGACCCUUCAACUGCGUGUUGUAAGGAUCUAGUGAUUAAAAUUAAACUGCCAAAUACGAACACUUCUGAAAUUGAAAUCAACAUUCAGGAAAUGACCCUUGACCUCCGUACUCCUAAUAAGAAGCUGCUGUUAACCCUUCCCUAUCCUGUGGAAUGCAACAAUGCCAAAGCUUUCUAUAUUGCUGAAACUGAGACUCUCGAGGUCACCAUGACUAUGAAACGAGAGUUGGAUUUUAUUAAUUUCUUCUGA
Molecule: messenger RNA, 671 nt
Organism: Delphinapterus leucas (beluga whale)
Lineage: Eukaryota; Metazoa; Chordata; Mammalia; Artiodactyla; Monodontidae
Source: RefSeq, a predicted model, not a curated record